Molecule: messenger RNA, 2288 nt
Organism: Microtus oregoni (creeping vole)
Lineage: Eukaryota; Metazoa; Chordata; Mammalia; Rodentia; Cricetidae
Product: zinc finger protein 120-like
Exons: 3
Coding region: 18-1037 (339 amino acids)
Biological process (GO): regulation of transcription by RNA polymerase II
Molecular function (GO): RNA polymerase II cis-regulatory region sequence-specific DNA binding; DNA-binding transcription factor activity, RNA polymerase II-specific
Source: RefSeq, a predicted model, not a curated record
AUCUCUACAAAGAUGUGAUGCUGGAGACCUACAGGAACCUCACUACUAUAGGAUGCAUUUGGGAUGACCAUAAUAGUGAAGAACAUUGUCAAUGUUCUAGAAGACAUGAAAGGAUUAAAAGAAUUCAAACUGGAGAGAAACUUUCAGUAUAUCUUCAGUGUGGUAAACCCUUGACAUAUGACAGUCACCUUAAAUGGAAUGAAAGAACAAAGACUGGAGAGAAACCCUAUGAAUGUAAUCAGUGUGGUAAGGUCUCUUCAGGUCACAGUAAUCUACAAAAGCAUAAAAGGACACGUACUAGAGAAAAACCCUAUGGAUGUUAUCAGUGUGAUAAGGCUUUUGAUUGUCACAGUGAUCUUCAAAGGCAUGAAAGAACACACACUGGAGAGAAACCUUAUGAAUGUAAUCAGUGUGGAAAGGCCUUUGCACAGCAAAGUGGUCUUCAAAAGCAUCAAAGAACACAUACUGGAGAGAAACCCUAUAAAUGUAAUGAGUGUGGGAAGGCCUUUGCAGCUCACAGUAAUCUUCAAAGUCAUAAAAGGACACAUACUGGGGAGAAACCCUAUAAAUGUAAUGAGUGUGGGAAGGCCUUUGCAGUCCACCGUACUCUUCAAUUGCAUCAAAGAACACAUACUGGAGAGAAACCCUAUGAAUGUAAUCAGUGUGGGAAGGCCUUUGCACAGCACAGUGGUCUUCAAAGUCAUAAAAGAACACAUACUGGAGAGAAGCCUUAUGGAUGUAAUCAGUGUGGAAAGGCCUUUGCAGAGCUGAGUGGUCUACAAAAUCAUAAAAGAACACAUACCGGAGAGAAGCCCUAUGAAUGUAAUGAGUGUGGUAAGGCCUUUGCAGUGCACCGUACUCUUCAAUUGCAUCAAAGAAGACACACUGGAGAGAAGCCCUAUGAAUGUAAUCAGUGUGGGAAGGCCUUUGCACAGCACAGUGGUCUUCAAAGUCAUAAAAAAACACAUAUUGGAGAGAAACCUUAUGAAUAUAAUCAAUGUGGUAAGGCCUUUGCAGAGUGCUUUGCAAUUGCAUAAAAGAUCACACUGGAAAGAAACCCUAUGAAUGUAAUCAGUGUGGUAAGGUCUUUGCAGCUCACAGUAAUCUUAAGAGGCUUACAAGAUCUCACUCUAGGUAGAAACCCUAUGAAUGUAAUCAGAGUGAUAAGACCUUUCCUGGCCAUUGUAUUCAUCAAGUGCAUAAAACAUACUGGAGAGAAACCCUAUUAUCAUAAUCAGUGUGGUAAGGCCUUUGCACAUCACUGUCAUUUUCAAAGGCAUAAAAUAACACACAGUAGAGAGAAACCCUUUGAUUUUAUUCAGUGUGCUAAGACCUUUGCAGAUCACAGUAAUAUUUACAGGCAUACAAAAACACAUGCUGGUGAGAAACAGUACGAAUGAAAUCAGUGUGAUAAAGCCUUUUCAUGUCUUAUUCAUCUUCAAAUGUACAAAAGUACAUAUUCAGGAAAGAAACUGUGAGUAUAAUUUGUGUGGUAAAUCCUUUGUCACAAUAAUCUCCAACUACAUGAAAUAAACCCUUCUGGAGAGAAACUAUGAAUUUAAUGAGUGUAGUUUUCAAAAUCAUGAGAAAAAUCAUAUUGUAGUGAAACUCUUAAAUUAAUUCAGUGUGCUAAAGUUUUCUACUUUAUACUGGAGUAAAACUUUUUGGUAAUCAGUCUGAUAAUGCUUUUUCAUAUUACAGUAGUCUUUGGGUACCUGAAGAAGAAAUUGAGGGUUUAUUCUAAAUUAUUUUUUUAAAUUUAUUUAUUAUGUAUACAAUAUUCUGUCUGUGUGUAUGGCCAGAAGAGGGCACCAGACCCCAUUACAGAUGGUUGUGAGCCACCAUGUGGUUGCUGGGAAUUGAACUCAGGACCUUUGGAAGAGCAGGCAAUGCUCUUAACCUCUGAGCCAUCUCUCCAGCCCUCUAAAUUAUUUUUUAAGACAUUAAGCCAAUACACUUAAAGUCAGUUAAUCAACAUUUAUUCUGUAGAGAAAAAUUGAUAGUGUCAAUGAUCUGUUCAAGCAUUAUGAUACCUCCUUAUUUUUUUUGCACCAGCAAACUGAUGGCCAAAACCUAAUUUAUGAAUAUAUGAAGUCUUAUGGGUAGGAGAAAGGUCCUUUCAAAGAAACAUACCCUGGUCCUGAAAUGAAAUCCAAAGGAAACACUUUGCCGGGCUGUGGUGGCGCACGCCUUUAAUCCCAGCACUCGGGAGGCAGAGGCAGGCAGAUCUCUGUGAGUUCGAGGCCAGUCUGGUCUACAAGAGCUCGUGCCAGGACAGGCUCCAAAGC